Messenger RNA from Coccinella septempunctata (seven-spotted ladybird), 4007 nucleotides. RefSeq lists its product as uncharacterized. Gene Ontology annotation, cellular component: nucleus; cytoplasm. NCBI's taxonomy places the organism in Eukaryota, Metazoa, Arthropoda, Insecta, Coleoptera, Coccinellidae. The record is from RefSeq and is a predicted model, not a curated record. Gene Ontology annotation, biological process: tRNA wobble uridine modification. The transcript is spliced from 12 exons. The coding region runs from base 7 to 3828 and encodes 1273 amino acids. Gene Ontology annotation, molecular function: S-adenosylmethionine-dependent methyltransferase activity; tRNA binding.
AUAGCGAUGUCACUAGACGAAAGAGUAGCUAGGAGUGUGGCCCUAGAGAAUGCCUACGUUCACGACGUUUACGAACAAUUUUAUGACAAUCCGCAGAGCAGACCUUGGCCUAAAGUAAAAUCUUUUCUGGAGAGCUUGGAACCAGGUGCCGUAGUAUGUGAUAUAGGGUGUGGAAAUGGAAAAUAUCUGAACCUGAACAAUACUGUUUUCAAUAUCGGAGGUGACAAGUCAUUAAGACUUACGACAGUAGCUAGGGAAAAAGAAAACGAGGUUAUCAUUCUGGACAAUUUGGCCAUUCCAUUUCGCGACGGUAGUUUGGAUGCUGUACUUUCAAUAGCCGUAGUUCAUCACUUAGCAACCACUGAACGUAGAAUAAAUGCAAUCCGGGAACUAGCUAGGGUUUUGAGAAUAGGAGGAAGAAUCAUCAUAUCAGUUUGGGCCAUGGAACAGACUCAUAGGAAGUUUGAGAGUCAAGACGUCCUCGUACCUUGGAGAAGACCAAAGAACCUGCUGAACACCCCUUCACUGGAGCUUACAUCUGCAACAUCCACAUCCGAAGAUGAUGGUUAUCUCCCAUACAGUGCAUAUACGCAAAAUAGUGAUACUGAAUCCAAUAAAUCCUUGAGGUCUAAGAUUAAUCUGAAGAGGCGCAAUAGAAGGCAGAAGAAUAUGAAUGCCGGUCGAAUCCUAUCUCCAAGCAGUUCUAGUUUAUCCAGUCCAAACGAAACUUGUUACAGCUUCGUUCGAAGGGCUCUGCAAAGGCUUGCUGGAGGUAGGAGGGUCAGUAUGCACAAGCCUUGGUUCUUGGAAAGCUGGACUGCCUGUCACAAAGAGUCUUCCACCAAACGAUUCGACCCAGGUGGGGUUCCAUCUUGUGAAUGCUGUGAUUGUAUGGACAACGUACAAGAUAUACCAAUAGAGCUCCGAAGGAUAGAUGAUGAGACUGUAAUGAUCGGCCAAAGGAGAAAAACGUUUCCAUCAUCACAGCUCAUAAAUGAUUUGCCGCAAGCCGGAUUCAAAUCUAGAAGCCUCAUCAACAUUAAAACAGCCGAAAAUGAUAAUAUUAUCAUCCUCGCACGUAACGAAGAUGAGCCUCCCGAAGAACCCAUCGAAAAUCACAACGAAAAGGAAAAGGCAAACAUAAAACAGGAAGUUCAAUCUGACGUUACAAGCCACCACCUUGGAAAGCCAAAACUCGUGAAACAGAAGAAAUCAGUUUGCGAAGAAGAUGCUGACGAGGCACUUGAUCAACCAACUGACAUGACAAACAUCGCUAGAACACCUACAAUAAAUCUUACCAAUCGAAGAAGCAGCAUCUUGAAGCAGCGUUCUCUAAACGAAGAAUUGAUGUCAGACAGAGUUCAAGAAAGAGAGAGAGUGAGGCGAAAUAUCCAGAAGCAAGUUUCUUUGAACGAAGAGCUCAUUUAUCAGAGACAUACGUUCGAAUCAUUCAAAGAUUCUAUACUGUCGGUUUCGAGUUCUAAGAGGUUUCAGUUGAUCAAGACUGGAUUCACUAAUAAGUUCAAGACCUCCACCAAUAACAUAGAAAAGGUAACAGGACAGUCUUUGAGGAAUGGAUUUGCCAGAAUGUUUCAAAAUUGGAAAAGUUCAGAAGCUUCUACUCCACUCACUCCUAAAGAUAUUUCGGAGAGCAAAGUAAACCCAGGAAACGAAGAAGGACAACAGAAGGAGCCUAUAGAAAGGAGGUCUUCAAAGGAAGAUGGUUCGGAUAGCUCUAAGGAUAGUAGUUUGCAGAGUGACACAAGCGUUGAUUCUGAAGAUUCUUUCGCAUCUGUUAUUUUCGUUCCCAAAUCUAACCCUAUGUCGCCGACUCUUCUUCCUUCUGAUCCCACAUCACCAAAAGUUAAGACUUCAUCGAUGCCGUCAUCCCCAAAACUCAGGCAAUCUUCUUGUCCAACAAGUCCGAGAAUUAAACAUAUGCCCCUCGCAGUAUAUCCACUAACAAAACAACUCAGCUCGCCAAAACCAACAACUAAGCAGGAAUUCUUGGAAAUGCCUCUCUUCGGGGACAGGAAUACACUAGCUGUAAAGAAGCCCCCAGAGAGGUGCAAACCAUUAGCCAACAAGUAUACAGUCGUCCCCAUACCUGAGUUCAAGAAAGUCACAUCACAUUGUCGAAACCCUUCGCCGAAUUCAGCAACAAUCCCAACGCCAAAAUGCCAAGUCAGUCCUCCUAAGCAAAUGACAGUUGACGAAGAAAAAGUCAACGAAACAAAAACGGAACGACUGAAAAGAAUCCGAGAAAUGCUGAGUCAGAGUCCGGGAUUCGCUUUGAAAGCAAACAGGGCGAACUUUCCGCUCAUCAGACAUUCCUCGGCAACUGAUGGAAAGGUGACAGCAGAACCACUCCCUAAACUGAUAUCACUUGAGCUCUUCAACCCUGAAACUGACGACAAAGAUAGUGAUUCGAGCGCCAUAUCUUCUCCAGAUUCUGUUGAUAGCAUAGUUAGCGUGAAGUCGGACCAAAGAAGGCCGGUAGAAGAGGAGAGUAGGUUCAAAUUUCCAACUUACAAGAACACGAAGCAGAGUAAGCUUUUAGAAGCGGCAGCUGGAGUUGCGAGCUCCUUAGAUGAAGCUGUCACAAAGGUUAUCAAAACAAGCCCAAAAUUCAGUAAGAGACAGGUGCUUACAACCGAUGUUAUGUCUGUGAUAAAGAGAUCUUAUUCUUUUGAAACUACACCCCUGGUCCCUAAUGAUAACACUGCAAACCCUUGGAAGGAAGAUAGCAACAACGACCACCUCAAAGAUUUCGCUGAAAAACUCAGCGAGAAGCUCCUGAAAGAGAUAGACGAAUACCAGAAGAAAACCAAAAGACAUUUGGACAAUACUUCCCUGGAGAACAUCAACGAUCCCUACAUCCACAGGCUCAGUACCGAGUUGGAUGAUCUAUCAAAGCUCAGUGCUGAGAUUAAAAAACAGAACGAAUACUUGGCCAAACUUAGUUCUAGUGAGAUCCCUUUCAACCGUUGUGCUGUGUGUAAAAAAAACGAAUGUAAAUGCAGGUACAACCUGAAAUUUCGGACAAAAGUAGAACAUAGUGCUAAAAGCGAGCAAGAUACUGUGUCGGACGAUAAAACCAAAACUACUGCGGACAGUGCGAAGUUAGAUAGUUCGAAAUUCAACUCGACGAAUGAGUGUAUAGAGAUGGACAGAUGCACUCCAGAUAAGACAUCCACGAGUUCAGAGGGUGAUAACGUGUUAAGGUUCAACUGUAAGAAUUUCGUUAGGUUGGGAAAUUCAACUGACUCUUGUGAUUCUGAGAAAGGCAGCAGUACCACGUCCAUGGUAUCUAUGGUAACAAGCACAGCUACCUCCUUCAAUUUGCUCUCUGAGUCAUCUAUAGAUUCGAUGAGUUCAGAACGGACCAAUACCGAUUUCUUAGAAAGAGGCGAUGAACUGUCGUCAUCUGGUAGAGGCAGCAACGAAGGUAGUACAGCUUCACUAGCAUCCAUACCCGAAUCAUCAAUUACUCCGGCAAAAAAUGGUUUCUUGAACCACCUAAAGCGGGAUAAAUGCAUCACAGGAUCAACAUCCAGCCUGGAAUCCUCCCCCAGGAUAGCGCCAAACAACAUAAAAGAGAAAACCUUGAGUAGUAGCACCUUCAGCGGCACCACAUCCCAAGAAUCGCUCGUCUCAGAAAACAUGGGGGGCGAGAUAACCUACCACCGUUACUAUCACGUCUUCAGGGAGGGUGAACUCGACCAACUUAUAGAGAAAUACGUCGAAAAUCUUCACAUAAUAUCAAGCUAUUACGACCACUCUAGCUGGUGCAUAGUGGCUGAAAAGGUCCAGGUGUGGACCAUCUGACGAGUAGACUUUCGAAAUCUUUUUGUUUGCAUAUUGAUCUUUGUUCUUUCGAAUUCAAUACUAAGUUUUUGAAGACUGAUUGUAGUUAUUUGAUCAUUAUAUUAUUCAACUUCGGGAAUGAGUGGAUUGCAGAUGUUUCUAGAAUUUACAUUUGGUGCUUGAAUUGAGCAAUAUUUAUG